Messenger RNA from Ochotona curzoniae (black-lipped pika), 2350 nucleotides. It is a transcript of the gene MTX2, whose product is annotated as metaxin 2. Bases 384 to 1028 code for a protein of 214 amino acids. Gene Ontology annotation, cellular component: SAM complex. Gene Ontology annotation, biological process: mitochondrion organization. The transcript has 8 exons. NCBI's taxonomy places the organism in Eukaryota, Metazoa, Chordata, Mammalia, Lagomorpha, Ochotonidae. The record is from RefSeq and is a predicted model, not a curated record.
GUAGUAGUAAGAUUUAAAAAAAUGAGUCAAUUUUCUAAGCAAAAAAAGGCUAGAAUUCUUCAUUAUUAGAUACACAGUAUCAACAUAAUCGAUCUAGCAGCAUUAUAUUUGAGCUGAAAAUACACUUAAAUUUGAGGCCGUACAGUACCUCGUGUGAGUGAAACAUCUUUCAUAUAGUUCUAAGAUGAAAUUACCCUUGAAUGAAUAGCAUCUUCAUUUAUCUUCAAACCUCUUCUGUGCUUUUAGUGGAUCUACUCUUUCAACAUUCUACAACAAGAAUUGCAUUACACCAUUAUACCAGAGUACUUCUGCAGUGUGAAAUAGAUUGGUUUGGAAAAUGAACUUGGCUUUGCUAUAAAUUACAUUCACAGGCCUUUUUGCAAAUGUGUAAUCUGCCCAUCAAAGUGGUUUGCAGGGCAAAUGCAGAAUAUAUGUCUCCAUCUGGUAAAGUGCCUUUUAUUCAUGUGGGAAAUCAAGUAGUUUCAGAACUUGGUCCAAUAGUCCAAUUCGUUAAAGCAAAGGGCCAUUCUCUUAGUGAUGGGCUGGAUGAAGUUCAGAAAGCAGAAAUGAAAGCUUAUAUGGAGUUAGUCAACAACAUGCUGCUGACUGCAGAGUUGUAUCUUCAGUGGUGUGAUGAAGCUACAGUCGGGGAGAUCACCCAUGCCAGAUAUGGAUCUCCUUACCCCUGGCCCUUGAAUCAUAUUCUGGCCUAUCAGAAACAAUGGGAAAUCAAACGCAAAAUGAAAGCCAUAGGAUGGGGUAACAAGACUCUGGACCAGGUCUUAGAAGACGUAGACCAAUGCUGUCAAGCUCUUUCUCAAAGACUGGGAACACAGCCAUAUUUCUUCAAUAAGCAGCCUACUGAACUUGAUGCACUAGUAUUUGGCCAUUUGUAUACUAUUCUUACUACCCAGUUGACCAAUGAUGAACUUUCUGAGAAGGUGAAAAACUAUAGUAACCUCCUUGCUUUCUGCAGAAGAAUUGAGCAGCACUACUUUGAAGAGCGUGGUAAAGGCAGGUUGUCUUAGAGUUCUAUGUUAAUUUAGUUUAUGAUCCCCCAAAAUCAAAGUUUUGAAAAAUGUGUUACUUGAAUGUUCCAAUGUAUAUUGGUAUCAAAAUUUUAAAACCAAAAACAUUGUGUUUCAAAACCUCAAAACAAAUUAUAUAAUAUAUCCUAAACAUGUGCUUUUUACUGUUACUUGUAUACACAUUAAAAUAAUUCUGAAUUGUUUUAUUUGAUAAUGUUGUACUGAGUACCUGGAAAUUUUUGUUUCUUUGAAAUGUGUGCAUUUAAAAUAAAGUUUAAGUAACUAUUGAUGUCAUAUUUCCUUCCUUUUGAUUUUUCUGAUAGCUACUUUUUGUAAGUGUGAAAUAAACACUCUUUUGUAAGGCAAGUAAGGUGUGCUACAUACUGUGAGAUACUUUACUUAGACACAUCGCAUGCCUGAUGAUGGGAAUAUGUUCUUAACACAUGUAUGCUUAGAAAUGUGGAUGAUUUUAAAAGCUGGCACAGCUUUAACAUUUAAAGCUGUGUACUCUUCAUAUCUAAAUUUAAUUAAGAAUAUACUUGAUUAGACAGGAAUUUUUCUUUCAGCGUUAAUUAUUCGUUUAUUUGAAAGGUAGAAUGACAAAAAGACAGAGAAAUAUAUCUUCCAUCUGCUGUUUCACUCCCCAGAUGUUGCAGUGGCUGGGAGCAGUGUAGUCCUGGAACUCCAUCUGGGUCUCCAUAUGGGUGGCAGGGGCCCAAGCACUUGGAUCAUCCUCUGCUGCUUUCCCAGGGACGUUAGCAAGGAGCUGUGUUGGAAGCAGAGCAUUCAGGAAAUUGAACAGGCAAUCCAAUAGGUGAUGCCGUGUUGUGAGUGAUGGCCUAAUACUGCAUCACAAUAAUAAUGCCAAAUAGGAGUAUUUUAAUAAUACAUUUUAAUUUCUUUUGUAGAGGAGGUAAGGUAAUUUUUUAGAAGUAUUGCCAAAAAUUUAAUUGUAAAUACUAAAAACACUAAAUGUAACUUUUCUAAUAUGCUAUGUCUUAAAAAAAUCAAUGAUGCUAUAGAAAUAGGUAUGAAACAUCAUUUCUUAUUUCAUCCUCUCCAUUCUGUAUGUCUUUUAUUGUCUUGUUUUGUAUUGCUUUACUGAAGUUCCAAUGCAGUGAUGAACAGAAGUGGUAGAAGUGGACGGACUGGCUUGCCUUGUUCAUGAUUGUAGGCAUAAAUAUUCUCUCUUUGACCAGUAGUAUGUUUUUGUAUCCUUUAUCAGAUUCAGGAAGUUCUUUUUUAUUCCUGCUUUGUUGGGAAUUUUUAAGGUCAUGAACAGUUGUAGACUUUAUCAAAGGCUUUUUGUACACUUGUUGAAA